This is a messenger RNA of Drosophila busckii, 15872 nucleotides long. It is a transcript of the gene HUWE1, whose product is annotated as E3 ubiquitin-protein ligase HUWE1. The record is from RefSeq and is a predicted model, not a curated record. NCBI's taxonomy places the organism in Eukaryota, Metazoa, Arthropoda, Insecta, Diptera, Drosophilidae. Gene Ontology annotation, cellular component: nucleus. Bases 459 to 15794 code for a protein of 5111 amino acids. Gene Ontology annotation, molecular function: ubiquitin-protein transferase activity; protein binding. The transcript is spliced from 21 exons. Gene Ontology annotation, biological process: proteasome-mediated ubiquitin-dependent protein catabolic process; protein polyubiquitination; positive regulation of protein catabolic process.
CAACACUGGCUGCAUGGCCUACCGACGACUUUAUCAACACUCUUUUGACGUCAAUCGAGCAACUUGUCAUUGUAAUGCAAGGCAUAGUUAUCGUGAAAAUAGUCGUGAAAUUAAUAAAAAUUUUGUUAAAAUCCGAAGCUGAAAUUACUUAAAACUCUAAUUGUGAAAAAGUUUGUGCAAAAGUUAGCUUAUAAACGCAGCAAUAUGCUGCACAACAAUAUACAUUUAAUUGAUAAACCUUUGAACGAAAUAUAAAACCGAAUUAGUACAACUCUAACUACAAAAAACGUUGCAAGUACUGCAAAAGAAAAAAAAAAAAUCUACAAAAACAAAAACAAGAAGAAAAACCGAUAGAAGAAGCAGAACACUUUGAUUGAACGACGACGUCGGCAGCUGACGCUGCAGCGCCGCAGCAUCAGGCGACGUCGUCAGCAGCAGUCCCAACCGACGUCAACGCCAUGAAAGUGGAUACCGUUAAAUUGAAGAAGGGCUCCUCGGAGUUAACUUCGGAAUGCCGCGAAUUAAUCGACGAAUUAACCAAACGACGCACACGUGCGGAACUCUUAGAGUUCCUAGACACGGUGCAUGUGUGGAUCUAUGGAAAAUGUGAGCUAUAUCACUGGAUUGAAAUAUUGGAUCGCUUUGAUAAAAUACUCGAGGAGUCGGCACGUCAUAUUAAUGCCAAUGAAUUUGUGCUUGCAUGCGAUACAAAUUUUAGUGAGGAGGAUGUUACCUUGUUGCUGCAUGUGUUAAAUUUUACCACAUUGCUUAUAGAGCAUUCUUUCUCACGACAUUUGUACAAUUCAAUUGAGCAUUUGACACAACUCCUCUCCUCACAGCACAUGGAAAUUGUACUCGCUGUGCUUAAUCUACUAUAUAUGUUCUCUAAGCGCAGCAAUUUCAUACCACGUCUGCCCUUUGAAAAGAAGGAGCUACUCAUAGUCAAACUGUUCAACAUUGCAGAGCGCUGGGGCGAUCCUAAUUAUGGACUAUCGCUCAAAGACUGCUGCAUUGGCGAACCCAAAUUGGAAUUUCUCUAUCAGCUGUGCAUUGAUUAUGUCGAUGAGCAUGGACAUGCUGCACAGCUGGAAAUACCAGAUAUGAUGGAUCUCUGUCGCACUGCAUCGUCGCCUGAGGUUAUUAAAACAAUUUCCGGACAGAUCUCAAAGCCCAGUGAGGCCAUAAAGAUGCGCAUUGCGCAUCGCGUUCGUCUCAUCUCGGGCUUCAACAACUAUAAGUUACGUCUGCAAUUUGUGCAGGCGCGCCUGCAGGCAGUCUCCAUAUUGAUAUAUUCGAAUGCACUGCAGGAUAAUACGGAUAAGGUGCUCUAUGCCGGCUUUGGCGAGGAGCUCUGCGAGCUCAUUGAUAAGGAAGAUGUGCAUUUGGUGGAAAUACGUGCGGCUGUCUUGCGUACGCUCACAUCGAUGCUACACUUUGAUCGUAAUCCCAGUGUACCCAGAGCUGGCUCGCGUUUAAUGAAGAUCGUGCAUUACACUGGCGCCGAGCGUCAAGGUGGCACAUUACCGUUACUUGUACGCGACUGUAUUGAUAAUCUUACUACACAUGGCCUAACCGAGCGUUAUCCAUUGAUCCUGGCUACAUCGCUAUUCUCCUUGCUUUAUCACUUGGCCAGCUACGAGUUGGGCGGCUCGGCGUUAGUCAAAAGCGGCAUGAUGCAGUCGCUUCUACGCGUCAUUAGCUGGCCAGGAGUUGAUCUCGAGCAUAUAACUUUUGUAACACGAGCUGUGCGUGUUAUAGAUCUUAUAACCAACAUAGAUAUAGCGCGUUUUCAUCAAAAUAAUGGACUUAAUGUAUUUAUCGAUCGUUUGGAGAAGGAAAUCAAAAGCUGUUGCCGUGCUUUGGCUGAAAUUGGAAUCACCUUGAAGGAGUCUACUUUACAGAGUGAGCAAAGCAUGCAGGAUAAGUUGGACAGCAGUCUCGAGCAGACAGAGGAUGAUGAAGUGCACACAGAACAGUCAGGAGCAGAAGAUGCCGCCGCCUCGGGAAGCAGCAUGUAUGCCAAUCGAAACCUAAACAACCCGGGGGCAGGAACAUCUGCAGCAGCACUCUUGGACGUAGGCGGACCGUCGGAUAGCGAGGGCGAUGAAAAUACAAAUGGCAAUCGCGUGCAGUAUCCGGCCAACAGUUACUAUGCCCGUCCUCUGGCCGAGCGCAAGGCGGAGUUGAGUAACCAGCUGCCCAGCAGUCUGCAGCCAAAGAAGCCAUCGUGUGUGACACAACGUGCCGCACUCUUGAAGUCGAUGCUAAACUUCUUGAAGAAGAGCAUACAAGAUCAUGCCCACUUCAGCAAUAUGCGUAAUAUAAUGGAAACGAGCUUAACCCAAUCGUUGCGUCACAUAAUAGCCAAUGCCGAAUACUAUGGCCCCUCGCUAUUUCUGCUGGCCACAGAUGUGGUGACAGUCUAUGUAUUCAAUGAGCCCUCGCUGCUCAGCUCACUGCAGGAUCUGGGCAUAACCAGUGUAAUGUUGAAGGCACUGCUGCAAAAGGAUGUGCCUGCCACACGCGAAGUGCUUGGCUCGUUGCCAAGUGUCUUCAGUGCUUUGUGCUUGAAUGAGCGUGGACUAUUUGAGUUCUUGAGCUAUGAGCCGUUUGAUAAAGUAUUGAAGGUGCUGCUCUCACCGGACUAUCUGGUAGCCAUGCGACGACGUCGCAGCUCCGAUCCCUUGGGCGAUACAGCCACCAAUCUUGGCAAUGCCAUGGACGAUUUGAUAAAACAUCAUCCCUAUCUGCGCACCGAUGCCACCGAGGCCAUAGUGCGUCUGCUCAAUGAGCUAGUGCGCCUGGGCUCCGAUCCGAGCUUCAUCUGCUGGCGUGCGAACAAGGAGCCCAGCGUGGCGCCCAGUGCACAAGCCGCUGCAGCUUCGACAUCCACAAACACAGCCAUGGUCAUGGUGGCCGGUGGCUCCAGCGCUGUGGCAGCGACAGACACAAACGACAGCAGCGCCGAGGAGGAUGAAGAUGAUGAGGAAAUGAGCAGCGCCAGUCAGCAGCAGCAGCAGCAGCAACAACAGCAGCAGCAACAGCGACGCACACAGCAGCAGCAGCAACAGCAGCAAGCGGUUGCAGUUGCUGUUGCCGCCGCCGCCGCACCACAACAACAAGAGCGUGAAGCUAUACCGCUCAUCGAUUAUAUACUGAAUGUUAUGAAAUUCAUAGAAGCUAUCUUCAGCAACAGUCCCAAUGGCGAUCAUUGCCGUGAGUUUGUGCAAAAGGACGGACUACGGCCCAUACUGCAGCUACUGAGCUUGCCCAAUCUGCCCGUGGAUUCGCCUGUCUCCACGACCAGCCAGGCUGUGGCGAAUGUCUGCAAAGCUAUAUUGAGUCAAGCGCAGGAAACCAAAGUGCUGGACGUGGCACUGAAGCAGCUGGCGGACAUUGUGUCCCAGCUGAAGCCUCUGAUCAAACACUUUACCUUUCCGGGUGGCAGCGUCUUGCUGGCGGAGCUGGUCUGCUGCCAACGGCUGGAGGAUGGCUUUGCCAAUGCCGAGUAUACGCCCAUUUUGCAUAACAUGAGCUUUGUGCAUGGCUAUGUGGUCAUGCUGGUGCAUCUUUGUCGCAACGCCUCGACCGAGAUGCGCUCCGUGCUGCUGAAGCGUUGGGGCGUUAAUCGUGAGACUGGCGUCCAACUGCUGCAGCAAUUGGUGCAACUCUAUAUCUCGCUCGUCUGGGAGAGCACCAUUCUGCUGAACUUGUGCUCCGAUGAGCCGACACAACAUCCGGACUUGAUUUGGGAUGAGAUUGCAGCGCAGAUGAGCGCAGCCGCCGGCACAGCCGAUCCCAUGACCGAAGCCGAGCUCUCACGCAAGCUGGAGCGUGCCGCAGAGUUUCGCACCAAAUAUACGCCCGAGGAGCAGUUUAGAUAUAUCAAAUCCUUGCUCGCUGCUAGCUCACGCCUGGGCCGCGCCCUGGCCGAGCUCCUGGGCACAUUGGUCAAGCUGAGCGUGGGCUCGCCACAGACACGUCAGCGCCGCAGCUAUGAUCUGAUCAGCAAUACGAACAAGGUGCCCACACCGGAGGCACGCGAGAUCGCACGCAUACUCAGCUCCAUACUGGUGAAUGGAUUUAGCCACGAGAGCAUUCUACCCAAGCCCGUGCCCAAAUUGAAGCUCACGUUUCUCAUUUGCUCGGUGGGAUUCACGGGUCCCAUGCUGUUCGAUGAUAAACGCAGCGCCUUUCAUUUGAUGAUAUCGCAGUUUUGCGCCGAAAACGGUCUCAAGGCAUUCUUCGAGAUGUUCUAUUGGGCGCUGAGUCUGGAGAAUCCAGCACACAAGUUUCCAUUCGACCAAUGGGCAUCGAUGGACGAUUUACUGGCCUCACAUGAUCAGGAUAAGGUCGAUUGUCCCGAGGGCACAGGUGAAUUCCUGGACGCCUGGCUGCAGUUGCUCGAGAAAAUGGUGAAUCCCAGAGCCAUGCUCGACUCGCCGUACACAAUGAGUCCACGCCUGAACUACUUCCCGGACAGCGUGCCAUUCGAGCCGGUCUUCUAUCUCAUACACAUACAUCAGCUGGCCAUGCAGGCGCUGCGCCGCAUCUGGUGCCGCCGACCCAUACCCAACUAUGGUGCGAGCAUGAUAGAGACCAUGAUAUUGAUACUGAAGCACUUGAUAAAGUCGCACCAGAUGCUGCUCGAUCGCUAUCAUACGCGCAUCAAGGAGAUCAAGUUCGAGAAUUUGUAUAUGCGCACAUCCGAGGAUGGCCUGAAUACGGAUCAUGUGAAGACGCUCAUCGACAUGGGCUUUAGGCAUUUCCAUGUCAUCGAUGCAUUGCGUAGCAACAGCAGCCUGGAGGAGGCAACCGAUGCCUUGCUCAACAAUCCCGAGGCGAGCGCAUUGUAUUUGAAUAAUCAGCAGGGACAACAGGCACAGCAGGCUCAAGCCCAGUUGGCGCAACAGGCAACAGCGGAGGCAGCUGCGGCUGCGGCUGCAGCUGGAGCGGUAGCUGGAACAGGCGGCAGCAGUGCCAUGGAAGUUGAUGCCGACGUCGCUGCGCCCUCGACAAAGGCAACGCCCACUGGCCUGGGCAUUGGCCAUGGCCCGCUCAAUGUUAACUAUGACUACAAGCAGCUGAAGCUAAUCUCGCCGCUGACCUUCGACCGCUUCUGCGAUGAGGCGGUGUCGCGCGCUUUCGAAUUCAUGGAAGCCAUACCGGACACAGUCACCAGCGCCGCUGAUCUUAUUGCAGUGCUCUAUCGUCGACUGAGCCAACUGAAUCGUCAGGUGUUCAUCACCAACUUUGUGCGCAACAUCAUACAGUGGGUGGACUUUACGCUGCAGCUGUUCGAGACGCCCAACAGCAGUGAGCCGCCCAAGGCGCAUCGACUGGAGGAGUGCCUGAACGGCAUGACCGCCACUCGCCUGUUUGUGCGCCUGAAGACAUCGACGCUGCUGCUGGAGGAGAACUACAGCGACUUGCAUCGUCCGCUGGUCGAGGCGAUUUCCUCGCAGGAUGCGAUGGUAUCGCUGGUCAAGCUGCUGGACUGCAUGAGCAGCUGGCUGCUGGAGGCGCAAGCGCGUGGCUCCGCAUCGCCGCUGGUGCCGCGUUGGCUGCAGAAUCUGGUGGACCUCAUCGAUGCCAUCGAUAGCAUCUCGCACAUCUUGCAGCGCAAGUCCAAUAUGCGUGCCGUAAGCAGCGACACUUGGCGCUGGUACGACGCCUCCACCGGCAAAUGGAAUCCCUACUCGGACACCAAUAAUGAGCUGAUCAAGGCCGCCUAUGCCGCCGGCGAGCGCUGGCUGCACAUUAACAUCGGGCGCCAGCGUUGCACCGUCAGCUUCAAUUGCAUGACGCAGGUGAGCGAAGCCUCCGGCUCGCAUCGUCCUGUGUUCCCAGCUCUAAAGCUCUGCGAGGCCAUCAGCCUGUUGCAAUCCGCCGCGGCGGGCAACUGCAAAUGGGAGCAUGUGCUCAAUCGCAUCAUACGCACAGCUCCGGACGGCGAAGACAUACUGCAGGUGGAUGAGCUUGUGCCACUGCGACAGCUGCUCAACUUCAAUGAACCCGCCGAUCCCAAGGCGGACUUGAUAUCCGUCAGCACCAGCACACCCACCAUCAUGACCACGCGCAGCAAGGCCAGGCAGAAGAGCCACAGCAGCAGCAGCAACAGUAACAGCAGCACCAGCAACAGCGGCGCCGCUGCCGCCGCCGCCGCCGCCUCAACCGGUGGCAUGAAACAGCCCAAGCCGCCACCGAAUCCUUUGCCCAAGCGCACACAGAAGAUCGUUCUGAAUGAGGAGAACGUCGGACUGGGCAAGUUCGACUGCGGCCGCAUCAUCAGCAGCAUUGUGGCCAUGUUGCAACCCCAACAGUUGCUGCCACAUGAGACGAAACUCUCGCUGCUGCGUCUCUGCGCACGACUCACCCGGAACUUUGACAACGCCCAGACGUUCAUCAAUUGCGGCGGCGUCCGCAUGUUGCUGCACAUGCAACAAGCCUGCAGCUUCAUGGGCUUUCCCACAUAUGCGAUCAUCAUCUUGCGUCAUGCGCUCGAGGCGCCACCAGUGCUGCAGGAGGCCAUGGAGCGUGUGCUGGGCAUGCGUGCUGCGGGCAUUGUGCCGGUCGGACAUCGUGAUCUCGUCUAUGUGCUGACCCAGGUGUCGACGGCAGUGUCGCGUGAUCCGCGCACCUUUGUGGCCGCCGCCAAGGAAAUGCUGCGUGGCGAGUACAUCAUCAAUGCCAAUAGCAAUAGCAGCAGCAGCAAUAGCGGCGGCGGCGGCAGCGGCAGUCUGCUGGACGAGGGACGCGUCAUGGUCAAGUCCAAGUUUGGGCAGCAGCAUGUGCCCGGCACAGAGGCCUCUGGCGGCGAUGCAGCGCCCACACCCAAGCCAGAGCAGGAAGAUGCACGCGUGCAAGCUUCGAUAUCCGUGCUGAAGGAGCUGCUGUUCCAUUUGGUGCAGCCCUGCUGCCAUUAUGGCGGCCACUCCAUCGAUCCGCCGGCCAAUGCGGCCGCCGAGCUGCUGCAAACGGAUCAGCCGCCAGGCACAAGUGCCACCAGCUCCACAGUGACCAAUAUGGACGAUGAUGAUUCAUUACCAGCUACCAGCAAGAAGUCAACGGCAACAGCUUGUGGCGACAAGUUCGAUCCCUGCUGCUGCACCUGGCACAUACCCACGAGUGGCCACACCCACAGCAAGCCGACGCUCUCACGUGCCACAUUGCUCAAGCUGCUGGCGGAUGCCACACGCGCCUACCAAUCGCUCGUGCCGCGCAUACUGCUCGCCCACAAGUACACAGCUGCGGACAGUGUGCUCAUUGCCAGCGGCACUGAGGUGACCUUUCUGUCCGUGCUCCUGGAUCGCUUUCUGCCCCUGACGCAGCGCAUUCAUGUGCCCGAGGUCAGCACCAUGGCACGCGUGCUCAUCUGCUCGCUCUCGGACUGUUAUCAGCAGCCGGGGGUGCAGGUGCAAGUGGCCGAGGAGCUGCAUGCGGCAGUGGCACGCGCUCUGGCCCAGCCGGACUCGGCGGAGAAGCACACGCGGCUGCAGGUGCUGAUGAGCCUCUAUCCCAAUCUGAUUGAAUCACCCAUGCUCUACGACAAGGUGCAUAUGCAUCGCAACACCAUGUACCGCGUCCUGCUGCGCCAGGGGGUCAUGACCUAUCUGACCAAAGUGGCGCAAUACAAGGAUUUGUCCAAUCACAAUACGCUCAGCACGCUGGCCUCGAUCCUGCGUCCCAUGGAGAUUCUGCUGCGCUUCAAUGUGGCCACCACGGCUCUGGGCUCGAAGCGCAUUCUCUUUGGCGGCGGUGCUGGCGCCGCUGGUGGUGCUGCCAACAAUUCUGCCGCAACGGGCGCAAAUACUGUCAGCGCCAUUAUCAAUCGUCGGCUUUAUCCGCGCCUCGCCACGCGCAGCAACGUGGAGCGUGCCAGUGGUGCAGGUGGCGCCGGCUCAGGUGGCUCUGGUGCUGCUGCUGCUGGUGGCUCUGGUGCUGCUGCUGGCGGUGGCGGGGGCGGCGGCGAGAACGUGCUGCGCGAUAUAAUACGCAAUGUCCUGUCGGAUCGUCGUCAUGCCUUUGAGUUUAUCUUCAAUUCGGACGACAUGGCUGUCGACUCGGAGGAUUCGCUUGCCAACAAUGCUGCCAAUGCUUUGAGCAGCUCCAACUCCAAUUCCAACUCUUCGGCCGCUGUCAUCGAUGUUGUGGAGGAGCGCAGCAAUGGACCGGACUUGAUACCACCCAGCAAUGAUAAUUUAUCUGGACCCAGCGGCGGCGGCAGCGGCAGCGGAGGAGCUGCAGCUGGUGGUGCCUCUGGAGUGCGUCCAGUGUUAAACUUUGAUCAACUUUGGGAUGAUUUCCUGCAAUGUGAAGGACUCUUCUUGGCCUCGCGCAUCAACAACGGCAAUGGAGCUGCUGGUGCAAGUGGCUCCAGUGGUGGUGCUGGUGGUGCUGCCAACAGCGGCGGCACUAGCGGUGGCAGCUCUACUGCUGCCACCCAGGCUAAUGGCAGCAUGCCUGCGCCCUCUAGCGGCGGCAGCAGCCUUGCCGAUCCUCGCCUGCGUGACCGCCCGGAGCAGCCGCGUCAGCCGCGUGGCAAUAGCUCCAAUGCCAACAAUGUUGCCUCUGCUAACAGUGCAAACAAUGGUGGCGGCAGUGGCAGCGGUGGUGGUGGCAGUGAUGGCGCCUCCACCAGCUCGGAAACACCCGUCACUGGUGCCGGUGGACGCAAUGCGCGUGAUUUGAAUGCAUCGCUGCUGGGCGAUGUGAGCACCUCAGACUCGGACUCGGAUGCAUCGACGGAGAACGAUGAUCGCCAUGCUGCCGACGAGGAGGACGACGAUGAUGACAAUGACGAUGCCGACGAGGAUGAGCAUAGUGAAACCGAUGAAGAGCGUCCCAGGCAGUUCAUCGAGGUCUUUGAUCACAUCUAUGAGCCGGAGUCCUCGGAAACGGCCAGCAAUGAUGCAGAUGUGGAUGCAGAUGAUGACGACGACGACGAUGAUGAUGACGAUGAUGACGACGACGAUGUCGAUGAUCUUAUUGAGCAGGUUAAUCCAGAUGAGGAUGCUCUAAUAAUCGAUGAGGUACUUGCCCAAGUGAAUGGUGCUGGUGGUGCUACCGGUGGUGCCAACAAUGGCAACGCCACCCAGUCCGGAGCCAGCGCCAAUGCUGCACAGCGUCCACGCCGCAGCGCCGCCGUCGAGCCAUCGACUCUGACCAACGAUUCCCGCAGCAUUGCCGAUGCCAAUGCUUAUCUCUACGAGCGCCUGGAUGCGGAUGUGGGUCCGGCCGUGGCGCCGCACAAUGUCAUGCCACAGCCGCCGUCCGUGAGUUUCCGUGUGCGCGACAUAGCCAUGCCCCUGGACAUUGAUGUCGUUAGCAGUGGCUCCCGCAACUCGAAUCAUGCAGUUAUUGGACUUGCCAACACCUCCACACGUGGCACGACCACCAGCAGCUCUGGGGCUGGCACUUUGCACUCCUCCUCCGACUCCUGGAUGGCACCUGACUUGGCCUUCGUUGCUGGUGCUGGUGCCAGUGCUGGUCCCAAUGCCUUCUUGCCGCCCGUAGAUCGCAACUCGGGCGGAGGCGGCGCCGCCGCCGCUAACAAUCAACACAACAACUUGCUCGACGAUCAGCCCGCCGCGGUGGCAACUGCCGCCGCUGCUACCAACACCAAUAAUGUCGCUGCCACUGCCACCACCAACACCGGCACCCUGGCCUCCACUCAUGCCAACAACAAUGGAACCUUGUGCACCAAUGGCCUGCGACGUCGCCUGCUCUACUUGGAUCAGCAGUACUGCGUCUGCAUGCCCACGCACCAGAGCCCAACAGAGGAGACCCAAAUGGAGAUAUUCACACAAGACGCUCUGCACUGGUGGCUGGAGGAGGCCAAAGCUCUGGACAUGGAGAGUCAGACCGAUGCCUGUCUCUAUGCCGCGCACUUUCUGCUGCCGCAUCUGAUCAAGGAGCUGAAGCUGGCGCACCAGCAGCGCAAGCACGACGAGUCACAGCGACGUCAAGCAGCCGUCGCCGCCGCAGCAGCCGCCGCAGCAGCAGCAGCAGCUCCGCCGCCACCGCCAACAAGCAGCGCUACCCAAACACAAACCACAGGCACUUCAGCUACUGGUGCUCCUGCUGCUGCUGCUGCUGCUGCUCCAGCUGUUGCUGCUGGCGGUGGCACAUGCACGCCACCAAGCAGCAACAAUUCGAAUUCCAAUUCCAACUCAAACUCCAACUCGAAUUCGAAUUCGAAUUCAAAUUCGAACAGCAGCACCAAUUCAAGCUCAACUCCCGCCGCAGCGAUUGCUGCUGCCGCCGCAGCUGCCUCUGCCGCCGCCGCUGCCUCUGCUGCAGCUGCCGCCGCCUUAUCCGCUGCCGCCAGCAACAAUUUCCGCAGCUCCAUACCCAGAUCGAUCUACUUUCCCUCCAUGCAGUAUGUGAAUACCCCAUUCUUCGACCCACCAGUUGCGCCGCCGCUGCCCGCUAGCGCCAUCACGGGCACACCCCAUGCCAACAAUCCGUACUCGAUCUGCGCUCUGCGAGCUAGCCACCGUAGAUGCAUACAGUCCAGCUGCUCAGCAUGCCGCGUCGCCGUACUGUCUCCGGAACCACCACCACCACCGCCGCCGCCGCCUCCUCCUCCUCCCGUUUCACAGCAAUUGCCGCCGACAGCGACCACAUCGACAUCCACGUCCACAUCGGCCGAACUGCCGCCCGUCCCCCAGCUGCCCAGCAGCGGACGUCCCUCCCGCUCGCGCACUCGCCAGGAGGAAGCAGAGCUGUAUGCCACCACUGAGCAACAGGCUCAACACGAUCAACGUCAGAGCACAACAGCCGCCCGUCGCAGCAUCUUGCCCAAUGCGCCGCCAAGUGGACGCAACUCGACCGCACCGUUAUUCAAUCGCUCAAAUCGCGAUAUGGUGGGCGGACGUCUGCAGCGUCCCAGUCAGCAGCGUUCGAUGCGCUCCAAUGAGGAGAACUGGCGUGAGGAUUUGCUGAGACUGGAUAACGAUGAUUUGAAUUACCCGCUGUCGCCAUCGCUAGAGGUGGUGCCGGGAUUACUUGACUUUCCGGAGCCAUCGCCGCCACCGCCGCCGCCACCACCACCGCCCAUCGAAAUAGAGGAUGAUCCGGUUGUGGAGGUGGUGGACGAUGAUGAUGAUGACGAUGAACCGCCGCUACCGCCAGUACAGCUGGAGGCCAUGCUGCCACCACUGUCUACUGUCUCCAUAUCUGAGCUGGCCGCCCAGCUCUGGGCCAAUGAGCAGCCGGCCAACAAUGAGACUGCUCGCGCCACAGCGCCAACUCCGCCACCACCAUUGGACUUGGAGGUGGAGGAGCUGGCCAUAGAGACCGAAGCUAGCUCCGAUCCGGAGGACAACAACUCGGCCAACAAUGCCAACAAUGAACCCGAUUUGAUAGAAGUCGUACCGCCAAUUGGAUCAGUUCCACCACCACCACCACCAGCAGCAGAUGUUGCCGUAGUAGAAGAAGAAGAAGAAGGAGCUGCUGGUGGCGCUGAGGCUGGCGCCGCUGGAGUAAGCAACACGACUACAGCCGUCGCCACCACCGCGCACAUGUCGGCCGAGGUGCGUGCUGCUCUCGGUGAUCUGGAGGUGCCCGAGGGUGUGGAUCCCUCGUUCCUUGCCGCGCUGCCCAGCGAAAUGCGCGAAGAGGUGAUCCAGGAGCACUUGCGCAUGCAACGCAUUCGCCAACGCGCCCAACAGAAUGCCAUCCAAAUUGCACAUGAUUCAUUAGUCGAGGUGAAUCCCGAGUUCCUAGCCGCCUUGCCGCCCAACAUACAGUCCGAGGUGCUCAUGCAGCAGCGCAUCGAGCAACAGCGCCAGGCCGCCCAAAGCGCCAACCCGGAGGAUCCGGUAGAUACAGCUGCAUUCUUUCAGAAUCUGCCCGAGAAUCUGCGCCAAACUAUACUAACUGACAUGGAAGAGUCACAGAUCGCCAGCUUGCCACCAGAACUGGCGGCCGAGGCGCGCUUCUUGCGUCGCGAUUGGGAAGUGCGCAAUGGCGCCAGACUGGAUGCUCAUCCGCCCAGCAACAAUGCGCUCUCUGCGCGCUUCCAGACCACACUACAGAACUUGGACGAGGCUCGCUGGCACAGUGCCAUCUGGUACGAUGCCAGCGGCAAUGCACAGCAGCAACCACAGCAGCAUCACCAGCACACGACCAUUGUGCAUCAUCAUCAUAUUGCUCCCAGCACAGGCAAGCCAUUGGCUCUACUCAUGAUGGAGGAUGAGAACAUCCUGCUGGAUCCGGACUCGUUGGCCACACUGCUGCUGUUCCUCUUUGUGGAGGAUCAGAAGGUGAACAGCGUGCGGCUGCAUCGCGUCAUACGCAAUCUGUGCCACCACGAGCCGACCAGAGAUUGGAUAGUCAGAGCGCUGAUUUCGAUUAUACAAAAGACAAACGAGGACAAUGCCAACUUCAACAUUGCCCAGGGCACAGGCAGCAAGCCCGAGUGGCUCAAGCUGCGCGUCGAUGCAGCCUUCGGCUACAAGAGCAACAUAUUCCUGAUUAACGAGGAGGGACGCAUCACCAUUAAUCCGCAGGCGGCGCAGAUGAUAGUGCGCAACUGUCUGGACUUGCUGUUCGUGCUGGCCAAGCAUUAUCCCUAUAGCUUUGUGCCCUUCAAUCGCGAGACGCGUCCGGGCGGCUACGGAGCAGCGGCCACUGCGCGUGUGGGCAACGCCAUGAGCACCGCUGAGGCGCGCUCACGUUUGCAUCGCUAUCAGAUGGCAAAUCGCUUGCGCAGCAUGCUGGAUGAGCCGCAACUGCAGCCACCCGCUCUGCCGCAUGAUGAUUCGCCGUCUACUUCGCGCGCGGCAGCAGCCAAAGCCAGAGGUGAUGCUAAAACUCCACCACGUAACUUUAACUAUCAGACCAACGGAUCGAACUUCUGGGAUGUGGUCUUGAACAUUGAUCAGCAGACUCAGGUGCGUUUGGCCAAUGUUGGGCACUUUCCCAUAACCUCGGAGCCCGCUUGGGUGUGGGAAGCCAAUCUGAACGAGCACUUGGGCUUCAAUGAGUCACCCUUUUGUCAGCUGCUCGAAAUGUUGCCCUAUAAAGUGAUUUGCCGCUCGCCGCAUCUAACGGAUAUGCUGGUCAAGCUGCUCGCCUCGCUGAGCGUCGAUUUGCCCAAGGAGGACGAGGUGUCGCUGGGUCUGCAGCAGCUGCCCGCCUUGGUGCCCAUCUCGGCAGCAGAGGCAGUCACUCCACCAGAAUCGCUGGCAGACACGCCCACGUCCACGCCCACAUCCACACCCAGAUCUACACCACCAGCUACGCCAAUUCCGUUCAAGGCAAAUCGUCGCAAAAUCUACGCCAAGAACUUUUCACAGCUGCAACUCGUUAUCGAAGUCCUGACCCAUCAGUGUGGCACCACCGAAGGCUUGGACAACGUUACCAAACUGAUUGUCAAUCUAACUCAAUGCUCGCAAGCAUCCAAUGCGAUAUUCGUCAAGUAUCUAACCGCUGCCAUUCUGGGCCUGGCAGAGGAAGUGCGUGAGGCUAUACAAACCUUGUUGGAUGAAAUACGCGCCUAUAAUCAAGUCAAACCCACUACCUCGGAGGCGGCCAGCACCAGUGCAGGAACCGCCGCAACAGCCGCACCCAUGGCCUUACCAACAGCCUCACCCUCAUUGAACACCAAUCUGACCGCAGUACAAGAGGGCACCAUGCAGGAUCGUUUUACAGCCGAAUCUGUGAUCAUAUCAGCGCCUAAGAAUGCCAAACCCAGCUGCGAGCUGCAGCUGCCCUCGAUGAAGAAGCUCAUGUCCAACACAUCAGCCCAGCCGUAUUUCCUGCGCACCUUGAAGAUCUUCAUGCAGGUGCGUGACAUGUUCGAGAUGCAGCAGCAGGCCUGUCUAAAUAUUCUGGAUCCGCCCCAGCCGCGUGGGCGACAACAGCAACAAGGGGGGGAACAGCAGGAACAGCACGCAGAUCCAGAUGCACAACAAGCAGACGACGAUGACGACGAUGACGAUUCAUCCGACAUCGAACAUCAGCAGCUGCUGGACAUGGUGCGUGACUUUAAUCACCAGAUGGAAACUGAACCAGACACAUUGACACAAGAAAUUAAGGAUGCAGUUGCCUCUGGCGUCGGACGUCCCACGCUUAGUCAGAUACUUUGCCUGGAUGUGCUCUGGCAAACGUUGAGCGAAUGUCUGGUUGCCCUGGAGGAGUCCAAGGACGAGUUUGCCGUCCUGGUGCUGCAACCAACUGUGGAAGCUUUCUUCCUCAUUCAUGCCUCGCAUCGUGUGACACCCAAGAAACCAGGACGUGGUCAAAACGCAAAUGCCGGCGCAGCUGCUGGCCGCGGAGCAGCUGGCGGCGCUGCCGCUCCAGCAGAGCAGAACAGUCCACCACCACCACUAGAUGAUACCAAUAGCAGCAGUAAUAGCAAUCCAGAGCAAAAUGCUAGCAGCUUGGAAGACGACGCCCGCUUGGGUGCAGAUGGCGCCAAUAGCAACAGCUCAAGCAGCGGCAAUGCCAACAGCCCAACCGGCGGCGCUCCACAGUCCGCGUUGACAGCCCAUGAGCAGCAGCUGAAACAGGAUCGCCAAAAGUUCUUGCAAUUUGCCGAGAAACAUCGCACAGUGCUUAAUCAGAUAUUACGUCAAUCCUCGACACACUUGUCGGAUGGUCCAUUUGCCGUGCUGGUGGAUCAUACGCGCAUCCUUGACUUUGAUGUCAAACGCAAGUAUUUCCAAACGGAGCUAGAGCGCCUGGAUGAGGGCAUACGACGUGAGGAGCAUACAGUGAGUGUGCGUCGUGUAACGGUAUUCGAGGACUCCUUCCGUGUGCUCUAUAGACUGGGGCCAGAGGAAUGGAAGAAUCGGUUCUAUAUAGUCUUUGAGGAUGAGGAAGGCCAGGAUGCUGGCGGUUUGCUUCGGGAGUGGUAUGUGAUAAUCUCGCGUGAAAUCUUCAAUCCCAUGUAUGCCUUGUUCUGCGUAUCGCCGGGCGAUCGCGUUACCUACAUGAUAAAUCCAUCCAGUCAUGCCAAUCCCAAUCAUUUGAGUUACUUUAAGUUCGUGGGACGUGUGAUUGCCAAGGCUGUGCAUGAUAACAAGCUGUUGGAAUGCUACUUCACACGCUCCUUUUACAAGCACAUUCUGGGCAAGCAGGUGAAACACACGGACAUGGAGUCACAGGACUAUGAGUUUUACAAAGGACUCGACUAUCUGAUGAAAAACGAUAUCUCAACGCUGGGCUAUGAGCUCACCUUCUCGACGGAGGUGCAAGAGUUUGGCGUUACCCAGAUACGUGAUCUCAAGCCAAAUGGACGCGACGUUGCUGUCACCGAGGAGAACAAAUUUGAGUAUGUGCAGCUUGUCUGCCAACUCAAGAUGAGCGGCUCCAUACGCCAGCAAUUGGACGCAUUCCUUGAGGGCUUCUAUGACAUUAUUCCAAAGCAUUUAAUCUCCAUAUUCAAUGAGCAGGAGCUAGAGCUUCUCAUAUCCGGCCUCCCAGAUAUUGAUAUUGAAGACCUAAAGGCCAACACUGAAUACCAUAAGUACACAUCCAAGUCGGCACAGAUACAAUGGUUCUGGCGAGCUUUGCGCAGCUUUGAUCAGGCAGAUCGUGCUAAAUUUUUGCAAUUUGUCACUGGCACAUCAAAGGUGCCGCUGCAAGGAUUUGGCUCGCUUGAAGGCAUGAAUGGCAUUCAGAAAUUCCAAAUACAUCGUGAUGACCGUUCCACAGAUCGUUUGCCUUGUGCCCACACCUGCUUCAAUCAGCUGGACUUGCCUAUGUACAAGUCGUAUGAUAAGCUGCGCAGCUGCAUGCUUAAGGCCAUCCAUGAGUGCUCCGAGGGCUUUGGCUUUGCUUAAAGCAAUACAACACAACACAAAACAACACACACAACAAAUUCCUAUAUUGUAAACUGCGACGAAAAUUCUUAGAACAGC